AGGCAGUUUUUUGACUGAUUUGAUCCGCUUUGAAAUUGCUUUGUUUCCUCAAUAGUUUCGUAAUUGGCAACCAAUUCACGCUCCAAAACCCUUCCAUAAAUCUUCUCGUUUUCCCUCACAAAAUUCCUUUAAUCAAACCUGCAGCACCCUUGCGGCUAAAUCCAUUCUCACAACAAGUCCCCACGUUGAAACAAAAACCCCGUAGCCUUCCUUCCAACAAACCAAGCACCCACUCGCCGGAAACAGCCACAGAAACCGCCGACCCAGCCACCUGAGUCAGACGCACGGCCUUUCCUCUCUCAACCACCGAAGGGAACGUCGGAACACCUCUCAGAAGCCAGAGAACUCGCCGACCAGGCACUCCCCCAUCACCUCGCGCUAUUUCCAAAAUUUUUACCGCCGUGGUUCUCGGCCAGCCACCCAGAUCUAACAUCGCACCUCCAUUUUCACUUGCUUAUGCAUAUAUAUUGCUGCUUCUGAAAACAGAAUGGCAGCCUCUGUGGCUAUAGAGAAAACCUUUGUUUCAGGUUCAGAGGAGACAUCUAUUUCUGAAGAUUCAGACUGCAUUUUUGACAUGAGGUCACAUAGGCCAUGGAAAAGAUCACUCUUUGAUGAUGGAAAUUUUGAGCCCACUUCUUUUCCUUCUUCAAAGAAACACAGAACGGCCUUGGACGAUCGUGAUGAAGAAGAUCCACCAAUGGAUGAGGAUUACAAGAAAUUUAUGUACACCUUAGAGAAAUACUGUAAAGAGCACUUCCACUCUUUGGAGGAAGAAGUAGGAAAAGGAGAAGAAGAAGAAGAUGAAGAUAUGGAUCCUCAGUAUGGCAUGUUCAUGGAAAAUUUGAGGGAAGAUGGGAAGUCCUAUAUGCUGGAAAUCUAUGGAGAGGACGUGAUGCCACUUUGUAUAAAGUACGAAGGGGAGGACAAGCCAUCUGGUGGGAGUGGGAACAAGUGGGCAACUCCUGGAGACAAAGAAAAGAGUCACUCAGCUACUUCAGCAGGAGAAGAUAUAGCGAAUUCAGCAACGCCAAGAGAAGAUGGGAGUACCUCAACAACUACUGGAGAAAGAUAUAGCAGGAACGCCACAAUUCCAAGAGAAGAAGAUGAGAAAAUCUUAGCAACUCCAGGCAAAGAAGGCAGGAGAAACUCAUCAGUGCGAAGAGAAGAAUAUAGGAGGAAUUUGGCAACACCUAGAAAUGAAGACAGGAGAGACUCAAGAACCUCCAGAGUGAAGAAACAUUGGUGGAAUGCCACGAGGAUGGAGGGAAAAAAAAGUCUGGAAGUUCCAUACAAUGAAUCCAAUAUUAUGAAUGAGAUAAAGAUGGAGACAUCAUAUCCCACAAAUCGUGUUUCUAAUGAGGCAGAUUGGGGUUCUGCAGUAAACCCUGAGAUUUAUCAGUUACACCCAAAUCGUUGGCAACUAGAGAACAUUGCUGCGGAUAUUUUGGCCAAAUGUGGUAAAAGAUUAAGAUAUGAAAAUAAUGAUGGUGAAAGUUUUCUCCAUGCUAGAAAGAUUGUGACAAACUCAGCCGUCAAACUUGAGGAUGAUGAUGAGGGAGCUAUAGCUGGUAAAGAAAAGUUGGCUGAUACGAAAAGGUUGCCAAUGAACUCAUCUAUGGAUAUACAUAACCAGUGGCAUGCAAAGAAAAUGACCGGAGGAGCCCGUGCUCAGUUUAGGGAGAGACUUUUGGAAAUCCUUAGCAUACCUUACAACCAGAGGGAGUACAAGGAACUGUGGCAUGAGAUAACUGAUCGCAAACCAAUGAAGCGCCAUAGAGAUUUGCGUGGCCGGAUAAUAAUAUAUGAUGCAGGUCCUGGCAAAUCAUAUCUUGACUACUAUUCUGAUCUUGCUAAGAAGAUAAAUUUAGUCCGCUUGGAUCAUGCUGAAGUUCUGAAUCUUUUACGUGGAUUUUUCUAUUGGUUAAUGAAUUUGUCUCAUGAAGGGGCAUUUCAGCCCUGGUUGGAUUCGUCGUGUUUGGAAGUAGAACAGCUGGAUGCUGCCUCCGAUUAGAACUGCUGGCCAAAAAAUGAUGUAGACAAAUGGUCUCAAGUAUUUAGUUGAUAUUGAAGAUCAUAUUCAUACCACAGCUCCACAUAAUGUCAUAAGUGAUGUACAUGCUUUGAACUUAAUGCAUGUACAAUUCUUAAGCUAUUUGAUUACUUAUUCUAGCAUAGAAAUCAAUACCUACAAUUCUUAUGGUUUUUUGUCAUGACCUUUUUGGUAUACUUUGAUUCAAACAUGUACUUCAAUUUGAUAAUUAUUGUUUCAGACA
Molecule: messenger RNA, 2273 nt
Organism: Juglans microcarpa x Juglans regia
Lineage: Eukaryota; Viridiplantae; Streptophyta; Magnoliopsida; Fagales; Juglandaceae
Exons: 6
Coding region: 488-2011 (507 amino acids)
Source: RefSeq, a predicted model, not a curated record